CGGAGAGUGAGGGUGUACGACUGUCUCUCCCUCUCUUUCACUGGGCGAAGUGACUGGCGCGAGCCUUCUUCUCGCUCGCCGUUAAGUUUAUACUUUUGUGUUUCUGUGUGGCGUGGUGGUCCUUCCUGAAGAGAUUGAUUAAACUUUUCGACAGGGUUUUUGUGCAUGGUUCGGAUAAAAGAUAUUCUUGCUGGAUUUACUGCGGAUAUCUUUAUCACUUGUGGAAUACAGUGUUAAUAUAUGUAAGAAUAAGAUAUAAAUCUAUUCCUCUCGCGAGCAAAAUAAUGGUUAUGAUGAAAGAGCAUUGAAUAAAGGAAAAGGAAAAAGAAGGAGAAAGAUUAAUAAAACGUUAAUGUGCCUCAAAUAAAGUGUCUUCUCGGCUGAUGAUGAAGCUCGACCAGUGAGAGCGAGAGCGAAGCCACGAUGCUCCUGAAGAAGUCCUCGCACGACGCCAGGAAACAGACUGCCGGUGGAAAGAUGCAAAUCGCUCACAGCGAGGAGAUCCGCCAGAGUCUGGACGUCCUGGACCGAGUGCUCUCCGAGUUCGACGACAUCGAGACCGACACCAAUGACGACUCCGUCGCAGCCGACUACCCCGACGCCCCCGAGCACGCCGACAAGUCCAGCGAGAACGACGACGCCGGGGGAUCGCCUCCGCCCGUCGACAGAAGCCUCAAGCCCCGCCCACCUCCGGAGCUCCCCCGCAAGACCCGCCUACCCCGCCCGGGCUCCGGAAGCUCGUCGCCGUCCAGCCAUGAGUACCAGGAGAUCAACUCCGAUGUGGGCGUGUCUCACCGCGUCCCCGAGGCGCCCCCUGCACCGCCCGUUCCGCCCGCCCCACCCGUCCCGCCGGUCACGUCUCCCACAGGGCGCGGCGUGAGGCGCCAGAUGUCCGAGGACCGCGCCAGGUCGCGCCGCAACGAGGAGGAGCUCCGGCGCCAGCCCCGCAGACAGAGGAGCGAGGACGCGCGCCUGCGCCACGACGACAUCUCCUCCAGCUCCGGCGACCUCAUGACCCUCGACGUCCGCGACAUGAGCAAGCCGCGGCCGACGCGCGACUCCAGCCGGGGGCGCUCCCGGGAGCCGCAGAGGGAGGCGCGGGAGCCGCAGAGGGACGCGAGGGAGCCGCGCCACCUGAGGAAAAGCCGCUCGGGGGAGGUGGAGGCCAGGAAGGUGGCCGAGCAGGCGCAGGAGCGGGGGCGGCGCCGGCGGUCCAGGUCGUCGGACCGGUGGCUGGACCACGCGGCGCACCCCGACCCCCUCAUGGAGCAGCGCCUGAUGGAGGCCAACAUGAUGGACCCCCGCAUGCUCGACCCCAGGCUGAUCGACCCCAGGAUGAUCGACCCGAGAAUGAUCGACCCCAGGAUGAUCGACCCCCGGUACAUGGACGAGCCCUUCCCCAUGGCGCAGGACCCCAUUCGCUUCCCGCACCUCAUGAGCUACCCGCCCAUGACCCAGGCCGGGCCCAUCACUCCAGGCAACAUGUCGCCGGGGGCCAUCUCGCCCAUCCCGCCAGGCCCGCCCAUGGGGCCGCCCUUCCUGCCCAUGGAGUACCCUCCGUACCCGAUGUACCCGUACGACGUGGGCUACAUCCCCGACCUGAUGCUGCCGCCCCACCACCCGGCCUUCGCGGCGGACCACAUCCCGCCGGAGUUCAUGCGGCCCGAGUACCUCCCUCCAGACUACCCGCUCGACUUCCCGCUCGAGUACGGGCCCGCCCCCCACCCCGGCAUGAUGGGCGGGAUGUGGGCCGGACCACGCCCGCGAGACGACUGGCCGCCGCCCACGCCACAGCAAGCACAGCAGAUGAUUCAGCGCGUCGUCAGAAACCCGAGCCGGAGCAGCGGGGACGACGACAAAGACGCAGCGGAAGGCGCACCGAAGCAGACCCAGCUACAGCCCGGCGUGCGCCGCACCGGCCGACGCCUCACAUCAGCGGGGCACUCGGACAGCUCCGGCCUCUCGUCGCCCUCAGAGGACCGCCGCCCCCUGAACAGGAAGCCCCCGGGGUACCGCGGCGCCAACCAGUCCUUCAGGGAGUCGUCGGAGUUCCGGGUCGGGGAGGCCGUGAGGGAGCUGAGCCCAAGGGGCCCCAUGAAGAACUCGACCUCGCUCCCGCACUUCUCUUCCGGCAAGGACAGUGGGUUCGACGAGACUCCUCCAAUCGGGGAUGAGUUUGCCACCAGUCGUGGAGGUCGCUCUGGAGGGGCCUUUAUUGUAUCCGGAGUGUUCAACGACUCUUCUAGAAUGUUCAUCCCAGCACCACCGUCCCCAACCCCUGACUAUGAUGACGAUGGAGAGUCGGAUGGAAAUGAGUCUGACAUCCUUCAGGGUUCACAGUUUUAUGUAGUGACAGACCAGCAAGGAGAACCUGUGAAAAAGAAACUGACCAACAGGGAUUCCUUGAGUGAUGACAGUCUCCAGAAUGCUCCAGUCACAACCAAGAGCACUUCCAAAUCAUCUACGCCACCAAAGACACCCUCAACACCCCUGCAGAGCAUGAUGAGGGCUUUUCAUAAAGGUCUUCCUGACCUCGAGCAAGAGAAUGGAUUCUCCGAUGAUUCCCUCGAGGAUUCUGUGACCGCUCAAUCUCGUCCUUCCACCAUCAGUCAGAAACCACACAGACCUACCUCUAUGGAGUCUCUUGUCUCCAUGGAGAGCUCUACUGCUUCGUUUGAUUACAUGAAUGCCGGUCAAGCAAAGAAUUCUUCCUAUGGGAGAGCAAGAUCAAGGCCAAACAGUGCUGACACUGGAGCCCAGAAAGGAGGUAAUGUGCGAGACAGGAAAGACUUGAAUGGUAAGGUUAAAAAAUCAACACCCAGAUCGGCAGAAAAUGGCAUUGGUCAAAAGGGUAAUUUAGGUAACAAAGACAGUGAGAAAAGCAUUGAAGAGUCUAAUAACUUUAGCAGACAGAGUUCAAGAGAGAGUUCACACAGCUCUGGCUCAACUAGUUCCAAACCUAGUGAAAAGUUUGAUACUAUAAGACAUAUGUUGAAAGAAGGGUUGAUAGAAGGGUUAGAUGAAAGUCCACCUACCUUCAAACCACCUCCACCAAUAAAGAAAACACCAAAUGGAGUCCAUACAGAAGACAGAGCAGAUAGUGGACUAGGUUCUGCUGUCAGCACAACUAGGACAGAUGAAAGUGGUGGCAGUGAUAACCGAUCUGAUUUUUCAGGUACCCCACCAUCUAUUCUUUCCCCACAAGAUGGAGACACCACAAAGAAGGGCAGACCAGAAACUAAAAGAGGGAAGGAAACAAUACGUAGUCGAACAUCUAUUGGGUCAGAGGACAUGGAGAGAAAUCGAGAUGAAGGGGAUGAAGUAGAGGUCAUGAUGCAAGAGACGAUGGAAAUUCCUCCUCCUCCUCCACCAAGGGAUGAGUCAAUGCACUGGACUCCUCGAACCACCACUCCCUUGUCGCAAAAAGAUUCUGCCAGAAGUUCAUUAAGAGCGACACCAACCACACCCUCAACAUCUAAAAAUUCAAGCUGGUUGCACAACACUACCAAGGAAGAGAUGGUUGAAAUAUCUUCUGCCAACUCUCCUCUGCCUGCAGGAGAUAAGAUUACCCAUGUUGAUGAUUUGUAUGGACAGCACGAACAUGUAGGCAAUGGGAAUGAGGUGAGCAGUGCAAUUAAUGGAUCCUUAGCAAGCCAGUACAGUAUCCAGGAUAAUGACAACCCAUUGACAGAUCGUGAUUUCUUAGAGAAUCUCAAAAACCUAGAGCCUCGUCCUCGACCUGAUACCUUAGCUGUGAUUAGCGAAGACCAAGGAAGCAUUGGGUCCAAGAGCAGUCGAUCUGGACGGUUGUUAUCGAGACUUGCAGAUUCUGUCCGUAGUGGAAGUAGAACACCAACUCCCUCCUCCUCCAAUAGUUCCACCACACGUGCCACCACCACCAAACUGACCUCAACAUCAAGGUCUUCCACCCGCAUACAUGGCGACAUCAUCAGGGAUCCCUGGCGAUCAUCCUUGAGGGAAUCAGCCCUGCCUUCCCCUCAAGAAUACGCACGCCUUCCAUCACUCAGUCCCUCCGUUGUUCCCCUCACUCGUGAUGGCUCAGGUCGCUUCAGGAGCAUUGAAGACCUUGCUGAAGCUGUCUCGGAGCCCACACAGCAGGAGGUCACACUCACUGGAAAGAAAAAGAAACACUCAACACUUCCGCCCAACCUCACACCUGCAGAUAUGAAAAAAGAAAAUAAGGAACUUCGAAGAGCAACUUCACUGAUGGUCGGCAAAAAAGGAAAAGUGACGACGCUUCUCCCACGAUACUCGGGCCCCGUCCUGAAACCUGUGAUUCAAGUAGAGUGAAUAGAGAGAGUGAAAACAGACGGUGAAGGCUCCAAGUUCCGCUUCAACUUCUUCCGGGGAUUUUGGCGAAGGAAACAGUACUCCUUCGAUAACAAAGUGUAGCUUGACACGUGAUGUAGCUGCAACGUUACCUUCUCCCAGACUCCUGAAGUGUAAUCUGCCAUAGAACAGCCAAAUACUCAUCAAAAUACAUGGCCAUUCGGACAGAUUUAGCUAGUUUAAGGUGUAUAGUUGGUAACCUCUCAUAGCGGGGUCAACGGUGUAUAGGGUUUGGUUUAACAUCUUUGUCUAAGGCUGACAAUGCAGUUGCAGAUCGCCAGGUAUAAAAUGUUUGUUGGGGCCGUAAGUGUGACGCCUACAAUGUAUAUAGCUAAUAGUAAGUUAUAAUGUACAUUAUAUAUAGGGGACAGUUUUUUUUUUUUUGUAAGUCCAAAAUCCUGUCCAGUAAUUUUUGGGGCGACUGGUCAGUUGAUAAUCCAUCCUCAAGAAAAAGUCAAAUUUUCAUGAAGCUAGAUUAAGUAGUAAUUUACAAUCUCCAUUUUCUUUCAUAGCUUAAACCAUCAAAAAUAAAAAAAAACUAGGUUGUAGAGAUAUAUUGCUUGUAAGCUGUGUGUUGUCAGAUUCGGAAAGGUCGCCGGUCAUGUAAGCCUCAUUCAGCGGCUGUGUUUUGCUUCGAUGUCAGCAGCCAUUGUUCCUUUAUAGUGCAGUCUACAUUAAAAGACCCCCCCUCCCCCUCCCCCAAGCAGGAAAUGCUGUCCAAGACAACAUUUGGUAUUAACAUAGCCUGUAAUUAUAGUUACAGUCUUCACCCCAUUUUGUCUUGUAGCUAUCACACGUCUACCGAAUGAAAUCAGAAGUAAAUUUCAGUUCAUUUGUUGAUAUACUUACUGCAUAAUCAAGAAAAAUGUGGUUGUAUAUCAAGCAUCAACUUUACAGCAAAUGAACUGUAGUUUAUGAAUAGAUUUCCCCAGCGAGUGUAGACAUGUGAAUAGGUAACAAGUUCUGGCAAUGGAGACGAUAAAAAAAAAAUAUCGUUUCCCUUAGCCUCAAAAUGCGCCAGGCUCAGGUUAUCUUGGCACACAACUCACAACCAGUCCCCUCCUACACACACGCAAGGCAGUUCCGCUUGGUUGUAUCGACUCGUCAGUCCUCCACAGCAGACACACUGCAGGGGCCUUCGUAACUUAAUUGAUUUGUUCACUUGUCAAAUUUCUGGUUACACAAGGGGUUUGUAUUUUUCGAGUCCAUUUAUCAAAUAUUUGUGGGAUUUAUAGAUGUAUAUUGUAAAUAAAAGUUCUUAUUUAACCAUUUAGCAUUAUAUAUAGUGAAAAGGUUUUAUUACUUGACACAAAACUAAAUUUUAUUCCACAAUCCGGUGAGCUCAUCGCUACAUGUACAUAUCUUAGUCCUGGUAGCGUGUAUUGUUUGUGGAUGUGGUAUAAUCUUUGCUAACACGGCCACCUUUAUUUGUAACCAUGAAAAGGUUUUAAUUUGUAACUGUCAGUGUAACAAGAAAACUGUCCUUGAAUGUAAAGCCACAUCUAAUAAUUUUAACCUCGAUGGCAUAAGUAAAAUCUUAGGGUUAAGGUCCGAGACCAUCUACCAUGCUUUUUAAGAUCUGAAACCUUAAUUGGUAAUUGCUUAUUGGUGUAGUGCCCGAGCAAUGUUGAAAUUUGCCAUCUCAUCUCACCGCUUGCAACAUCUUGCUCAUGAUGGUACCAAGUCUAAGAAUGGGUGGCAGCAAAGACUUGAUUGUACUUAAAACUUUCCCGCUACAUUGUUUUGUAAGUCAAAUUGUCUAAUGCAUUUUUAUUAACCUGUAAAACACUUGGCAAAAUAAACAUUACAAUAA
Messenger RNA from Penaeus indicus, 6163 nucleotides. RefSeq lists its product as uncharacterized. The coding region runs from base 424 to 4311 and encodes 1295 amino acids. The transcript is spliced from 7 exons. NCBI's taxonomy places the organism in Eukaryota, Metazoa, Arthropoda, Malacostraca, Decapoda, Penaeidae. The record is from RefSeq and is a predicted model, not a curated record.